Helianthus annuus (common sunflower) is the source of this 1609-nucleotide messenger RNA. Its product is annotated as cyclin-D3-3. The coding region runs from base 260 to 1363 and encodes 367 amino acids. Gene Ontology annotation, cellular component: cyclin-dependent protein kinase holoenzyme complex; cytoplasm; nucleus. Gene Ontology annotation, biological process: mitotic cell cycle phase transition; regulation of cyclin-dependent protein serine/threonine kinase activity. Lineage: Eukaryota; Viridiplantae; Streptophyta; Magnoliopsida; Asterales; Asteraceae. The record is from RefSeq and is a predicted model, not a curated record. Gene Ontology annotation, molecular function: cyclin-dependent protein serine/threonine kinase regulator activity. The transcript is spliced from 4 exons.
UUUCUUCUAUAAAAGCAUAGUGUGUGUGAUAAAGAAAGGGGUGGGUGGGUGGACAAGCGUGAAACUUCUUUUCUUUCAGAUAAAUCCCCUCUCUUUGCUUCCUUAUUUUGGGUUUCUUCUGUUUCUCUCUCUAAAACUAUCAGUGUCUAGAGAGAGAGAGAGAGUGAACACAGACAUGUUAUUGUUACACAACCUCUGUAUCUCCAAUUUACUGUAAAGAUAAUGAAUAGUGUCUCUUACAUUUUCUUCUCACAAGAAGAUGGUGUCAAAACAACAAAAUGUGCCUCCCCAAAACCCUAUCUUUGCUAUUGAAGAUGCCCUUUUUUGUGAUGAACAACAACAAGAUUUUGAUUUUGGAUAUGGGUUUGGUUCAUUAGAGGUUUUAGACCCAGAAGAUCAAAUCUUGAAGGAUAAAGAUUCAAACUUUACUCAUUUUCAGCAACAUCUUUCAUGGGAAGAAGAUGAGCUUUAUACACUUUUAACUAAAGAGAAACAUAUCCAAUUGGGCUGUGAUGAAUCUUUAAUGUGUUUGAGAAAAGAAUCUGUUGAUUGGAUUAAUAGAGUCAGCACUCAUUAUGGCUUUGUUGCCUUGACAACUGUUCUGGCUGUUAAUUAUUAUGAUAAGUUUUUGAUGACUGCUUCAUUUCAGAAAGAUAAGCCAUGGAUGCAUCACUUGGUUGCUGUGGCUUGUCUUUCUUUAGCUUCUAAAGUUGAAGAGAUCCAAGCUCCUCUGCUUUUGGAUUUGCAAAUGCAAGGGUCAAAAUUUGUGUUUGAGUCAAAGACUGUUAUGAAGAUGGAACUCUUGGUGUUGUCUUGUCUUGAAUGGAAGAUGAAUCCAGUAACCCCUCUUGCGUUUUUCGAUUACGUUAUGCGUAGGCUCGGUUUAAUGACUCGGAGUCUACAUUAUGAGUUUCUGCGGCGGUGUGAGCGGAUUCUUUUAUCUGUUAUUAAUGAUUUGAGGUUUCAGGGGUUUCUUCCUUCUGUGAUGGCGGCUGCUAUAAUGUGCAUUGUUAGCAAGGAGAUUGAGCCGGAUAAUGCAUUCGAUUACCGAAAUCAGCUUAUGAAUAUUCUUAACAUCAGUGAGGAAAACGUAGAAAAAUGUUCAAAAUUCAUCAUGGAUGUAUCAAAUAAUCAUGGAAGUUGUUAUUUCCAAACUCCCAAACGGAAAUACUCUUCGGUUCCCAGCAGUCCAAUUGGUGUAGUUGAUACAUAUUUCAGCAGCGAUAACUCUAACAACUCGUGGGCAAUUGCCUCAUCGGUUUCACCAUCACCCGAAGUUCAGUUCAAGAGAUUCCGACCUCAAGAGCAACAAAUGAGAUUGACUCCAGUUAACCGAACCCCCAUUAAUCCGCUUUCUUUUUAAGUAUCGUAUUUAAUUUACAAUCUCUUCUUGGACGUUUAUUCGCUAUAGUAUGUUGUUAUGGUGCUAUUUGAUUUGGAUAUGUGAAGUCACAUUGAAUCGAAAAGAUUCGAAAAGUUGGCUCUAAUUUGGCUUGUCCGUUCGGUACCGUUUAUAUAUCAAUUCGUGUAUGUUCUUUGUUGCUUAUAGGUACUAAUGUAAGGAUGAUACUUUUUCCAUUUUUUAUAUGGAAUUAUGCUACUUGUUGAA